Truncatella angustata is the source of this 369-nucleotide messenger RNA. RefSeq lists its product as uncharacterized. The transcript has a single exon. Lineage: Eukaryota; Fungi; Ascomycota; Sordariomycetes; Amphisphaeriales; Sporocadaceae. The record is from RefSeq and is a predicted model, not a curated record. Bases 1 to 369 code for a protein of 122 amino acids.
AUGUAUAGCAGAGGACGGAGGCCACAAAGAAAUGUCGCUCUUCUCGAACACGGGGGAGAAGUUCGAGCAUACAAGGCAAUAAGAGCACUGCAUGGCUCCGCGGACCCCAAACCCAUCGCAUCAUUUAUGCUUGAUGUCACUUUUGCGCCUCCUCCAAAAGACGUCCAGAAUUUAUUCUACAUUCCCGGCAUCCUUCUCCAAUUCAUUAAUGGAUUUCAGCCUUCGGAGUUGACACAACAAACACCGAUGACUUGUUGGGAGCAGAUUAUCAGUGACGUCCUACCAAGGAAUAUCAUAGUGGCUCGUCGAGGAGCCAACGAAGCUCAGCCAUAUAUCGUUGACUUUACACUUUUGAUUCUUUCAGCCUGA